This is a messenger RNA of Rhipicephalus microplus (southern cattle tick), 5129 nucleotides long. Its product is annotated as adipocyte plasma membrane-associated protein. Gene Ontology annotation, molecular function: hydrolase activity. The record is from RefSeq and is a predicted model, not a curated record. Gene Ontology annotation, cellular component: endomembrane system. Lineage: Eukaryota; Metazoa; Arthropoda; Arachnida; Ixodida; Ixodidae.
UGGGCGCUUCCACGUUUCCUGCCCCGAAGUCCACAUCAGCCGCGCGUGGCGUUGGCGGCGCUGUCGUAGCUCUUGCAGCACUUGGUUGUGUCGCGCGCGUCCGUCGCGCUUCCUCGAUCUCUUCGCCCAGGAGCGUCCGUUUUUUCACCGAAUUAGUAGGAGGUGAAAAGACUCCUUGAGCGGCGAUCAUCGUUAACAGCGGCAUCAUGUUGUUCAGGCUACUAAAGUGUGCUUUCCGGUUCUUCGUCUAUUUCCUAAUCGUCUUUCUCGUGCUGCCGUUCAUCCCCCUCUCGCUGGACUUCGAGCCCGUUGCGUACAAGGUUACACUACCUGAAUUCAAGGGUGCAUUAGCCCCUAACCAGGCAUUGGACAAUGUCGAGUACCUUUUCCCGAACCAGGUUGUGGGGCCCGAAUCUCUUGAACAACAUGGAGGUAGCAUCUACACUGGUGUUGUUGGCGGACAGAUCUUGAAGCUCACGGGAGCGAAAAUAACCCCUGUUGCCAAGUUUGGCAAGAAAUGUGAGGGACCAUGGGAAGAGGAUAUUUGUGGUCGUCCACUUGGUCUCCGCUUUGACAAGAAGGGCAAGCUGUACGCCAUUGAUGCGUACAGUGGCAUCCAUGUGGUAGAUGUUACGAAAGGCUUUGUCACGCCGCUCGUGCCCAACGGCAUCGAUUUGGACGGCCAACCAUUGUCGUUUGCGAACGACCUGGUUGUCGACAGUGACGGCAACGUCUUGUUCACCGAGACCAGCACCAAGUGGCCGCUGAAGAAGAUCCUCUACUCGGUGCUCGAGCACGAGAACUCGGGACGCGUGCUCAUGUACGAUGCCAAGACCAAGCGCACCCACAUCCUGCUCGAAGACCUCUACUGUCCCAACGGCAUUGAGCUGGGUCCGGACGCCGACAGCGUCAUCAUUGCCGAGCUCACCAAGAACAGGCUGCUCAAGUACUACUACCGUGGCCCACACAAGGGCGACCUCGUGGUCUUUGCGGAAAACCUGCCGGGCGAGCCGGACAACAUUCGGCGCACGCCACGUGGCGGCUACUGGGUGGCCUUCGCGUCAGGCCGUUCCAGUGCCAAGCUCUCGGUGCUGGACCACCUGUCGGCUUAUCCACUGGUGCGCAAGUCGGUGGUGCGCCUCCUCUACCUGCUAGGGUCGGCCCUGAAGUACGCGACGACCUUCUACAACUGGGUGCCCCUCAAGGACAUUGCAUCGAGGAUGUCUUCACGGGUCUUCAGGGUGUUCUCGGGCAAAGAUCACAUCCCACGGUUUGGGCACAAUGCUCGAAUGCCUCCAGCCGUAGAGGUCUGCAACCCCAUAGUCGUCAGGCCAUUCAGCGCAGCAGAGUCGCACUGCCUAACCAAAGCAUAUAUUCUAAGCGAUUGUCGACUCUUCAACACCGAACUGAAUGUGAGUGCGUCACUAAGCCGCAUGCUUGUUGGCAACCAUGGCCUUGCCAUGGUCGAGCAGCAGACGACGUUCUUCCAGAGCAAGCAUCGGACCGAUGGCGAGGCGUGCUGGGAGAAGCAUAGUAUCGACAACGGUUGGAUAUUGUACGAGGCGGUGCCCAAGUACGGACUCAUCGUGGAACUGGAUGCAUCUGGCAAGGUCGUCCGGAGCCUUCACUCGCCCGCAGCGAAACGAAACAAGAAAAAACGUGCCGUACAUUUGACGGUGCCGCUUCAUCGCGAUAGUCGAGAUGCAGCGGCGCGUGCGUGCAGCGCGGCAGGCCGAAUAAACGCUUCGGGGCGUUUUCGGAGGAUCGGUUUUCCUUCCUCCAAACAGCGCCGCCGCUGGCUGUGUUAUCUCUCGCCCAUAAGUGUCUUCCCCCCCACUCUCUGCCGAAACCGGUCGUCUUCGACACAUCCUCGCCCGUCGUCGUCAGUAGUGCGCCACGCCGGUCUCACGGUCAAACGCCAGCCGCCGAACGUCGGGCACACGCACCCGGUAAUCGAGCCGCUGUGGUUGCUCUCGUCCGCCGGCAAGAUGGUCACGCGGACUUUCAAACCCAUCUUCAAGAUCACCGUGUACGUGCUAGCGUUUAUCCUCAUCCUGCCCUUGAUUCCCAUGGCGCUGGACUUCGAGCCCAACGAGAACACGGUUCAAAUACAAGAACUCGAAGGGCCUUUAGAGCCAAACGAUAAACUAGACCACGUUGAGUACCUCUUCAAGGGCAAGCUUCGUGGGCCCGAAUCACUGCCCGUAUACAAAGGUAGCAUUUACACCGGAACAGAGGGAGGCGAGAUUUACAAAAUCACUGGCGACAAAGUGACGCUAAUUGCGAAGCUUGGCAAGAAAUGCGAGGGCAUGUGGGAAGAGGAAGUGUGCGGCCGGCCGCUGGGAAUGCGUUUCCACAAGGAUGGCCGUCUGUUUGUCAUCGAUGCAUAUUACGGACUGUACGCCAUCAACGUCGAGACUGGUGCUGUUCAGCACCUUCUGCCAUCCAGCACUGAAAUCGAAGGCAAGAAAAUAGUCUUCGGGGAUGACAUUGACAUCGACGAUGAUGGCUCUGUGUACAUCAGUGAAGCGAGCAACAAGUGGCCCCUCAAGAAAAUUAUCUACACUGUUCUGGAGCAUGAGCACACUGGCAGGAUUAUCAAGUUUGAUCCCAAGACGGGCAAGACGACAGUGCUGAUGAAGAACCUGCACCUUCCCAACGGUGUCCAGGUUUCGCACGACAAGAUAAGCCUCCUCGUGUGCGAGCUGUCCAUGCACCGCAUCCUAAGGUACUACCUCAGAGGUCCAAAGCAGGGGCAAACAGAGGUGUUCGUUGACAAACUUCCGGGCUGGCCCGACAACAUUCGCCCCAGCAAGCGAGGUGGUUACUGGGUGGCCUUCGCGACAGGCCGCUCUUCUAAUGACACGGGCAUCAUAGAUUACUUUGUCCCUCUCCCGUUCAUCCGCAAGGCAACCAUUCGCUUCGUCUACCUCGUUGGAACGGCGUUGAAGACUGCCUCUCGUGUCUACCCGUUGGGCUUCAUGAAAGACUGGGCAUCCCAGUUCGAAAACGGAUGGGUUCUUUACGAGACGUUGCCGCAGUACGGUCUCGUCGUGGAGCUGGCCGCAGAUGGACGCAUCAUCCGUAGCUUCCACUCGCCCAAGCACAAGAUCCACAUGCUGUCGGAGGUGCUGGAGCACGACGGCUACCUCUACCUGGGCUCCUACCGGAACCCAUUCCUGGGCAGGAUCAAGCUCUAGUCAUUGCAGGUGCUCAGCCCAUCUGCCUCCUCGCAACACCAUCAACGCGCACUCCAUACUUCACAGCUGCACUGCGCGUACGCGGAUACGUCCACUUCACGCUCGCACCAGAAAUGCGUGGCACAACACGGCUCCCCGAGCACUAGACAACUGGUGCCAUCUACAGACACAGCAAGAAAAUGAUACAAGCUCUCAAUUAACUAACAAAGUUCUCAUAACGUUCAGAUGUUUCCGGAAGUGCCUUAUAAUCUACAUGCAACUUUCCUCUUAAUGUUUUAUUUUAUCUGUGUUCAGAAAGGUAGUCGAGUGUAAUUCAAAGGAUCCUUAAGGGUGGCUCAUUCACACCAGGUGAUCGAAAGAUAACACAACCAAGUAUUUUUUCUACUUGCUUGAAGUUGCUUGCGGUUACUUGGACCAAUGAUUGCUCUCGCUGCAAAAGAAGCAGGGAUAAAGGCCAGUGAACUGUUUCACGUGGAAAACAUGAUAGCACAGCUUCACUUGCUGAUGCAGUAUCAUUGCAUCAUGACUGACUGGAUUGCUCAUACCUUUGUACAUAAUGAGCAUCUGUAGUGCGCGGCUUAAAUGAUAGAUGCCAGGUUACCAUUCGUGCGACUCUUGACUAGAUUCGUUGGAGUGGCUGAUCGAAUCUAUGCAGUGCCUAGAGUAGCAGGUGUAAUCCUUGCAGCACUAGCAGAUUGUGGCGUUGGUGAAUAUACCACGAAUCCUGCCAGCCACUAGACUAACAAGGCUCGCAGCAUUGAAUUUCUACAUUGCGUUUGGAAUGUUUACAACUUAUAAUUAUACCAUCAAGAUUUAAAGUGUAUCUCGUCCGAAACUCUCCAUGCUCAAGAACAUGUGACCAAGUUGGCUGGAGUAGAAUUAGUCAAGUCUAAAUAUGAAAAGUAUAUUCUGGAUAACUUUUUCAAACAUGAUCACUCGCGCUGCAAUGCUUCAAUGCAGGGCGAUUUACAUUUUACCUUUAUACGGUUGAUAUACGCAUAACUCCUGCGUUCCAGUUAUGUACUCUUGAAUUGACUGUGGAUAAAUCUAGCAGGAUAAAACUAAAAAAUUGUUACAUUGCACAAGUAUGUGGGUGAGCUGCAGCUACAUCUUGUGUUGAAUGUUUUGGCUGCCGAGGUUAUGUUCUCAGAUGAUUACUUCCAGCGAUACUUUCCAUGUUAAUGUUCAGUCUUCAGUGGAGCCAAGCCCGUUUAAUGUAUAUGGCAAAAUGAUACUACUCUUGAAACUAGACGGGAGUGAUUAUCUGAGAGCAAGACUGGAGGACUGCUCAUUUUUGCCUGUUACAUGCAGGUACAAAACUUCGUGAAGUGUUUUCGUUCUAUUUAUCAUUUUUCUUGUAGAACUCGUGCCUUGCUGGUUAAGUUGUGUGCUUUCAUUACUCAUGGCAUCAUCAGCAUAGUCAAUUUUGCUGGAGGAUGGAGUUAAUUGCAUUGAAUACUAACGAUGUGAUACUUGAACUGUUGUUGUGUACCUGUGUUUAUUCACAUUCCUUCUGAAACACUUUAGAGUUAGUUUUACAAGUGCUCAUCAAAGGGUCUGCACUCCUAGAAAGGGCAAGAGCUUAUCAAAUCAAGUUUAAUAAAUUGUAAUGGGUCGUGCCAGGCUAACAAGAAUUUGUAAGUCUAUUGUGUCCUUAAAAGAAGUAGAAGGGGGGUUCCCUUAACAAGGAAUGCAUAUUCAUGUGGAAUUUAGUGAUGGGGAACAGGGUACUAUGGGCUAAAGUUACUGGACAUUUUUCGAAGGGUAAUAGUUGGUCACUAAUUCUUUUAAGAUUUUCUUGUGUGCACUUCAACCAGGGCAUUACACAUAGCAGUCGUCUUCGAAAUUUCUCGUGACUGUUUUGCAGAAGUUCUGGGAUGUGCAGUCUACGGGCAGAUGUUGCAAUAAAAGCAUUCACUUGUGCCAAGA